Messenger RNA from Cherax quadricarinatus, 2477 nucleotides. NCBI's taxonomy places the organism in Eukaryota, Metazoa, Arthropoda, Malacostraca, Decapoda, Parastacidae. The record is from RefSeq and is a predicted model, not a curated record.
GAAUAUUCACCAAUGGGUUAUUUUAACCAAGUUGUAAAUACAACUUUGUUUUGAUGGUUUGUUGUGGUUGACUCAGCUGUUGUGUACAGCAUCACAGCUGAUCAACAGCAACUAAUACCACGGAAAAUCAUUAUUGUGGCUAAAUAUCUUUACUGAGGGAUGAAAUUACUGUGCAUUUUAGUAGUAAAAUUGAUUGCGAGUGAGACACAGGAGGGUCAGCAAUUCUUUGCCUGGGAAGUGGGUAGAGAUGCCCUGGGGAAUCAGCUGACCAAUGGAACUUGAUCUGGAAACAUCCCACACAUGCUGAUUAUAGAUUGCUGCAUGGAAAGUAUUUUUGGAGAGAUUCCAAUAAAUUUUCUGCAUUACAUGUCACUGGGACCUCAGGUGAGGUCCAGGGUAGAAACCUAUAGAAAGCGACAAACAAUACAGUUGAUUGCUGGACAAAUAUUGUACUGUUGAGUGACAGUGAUCUGAAAAUUGAAUGAUCCAAAUAGUGCAGUGCAGAGCAGCAUUCAGUGGACAGUGAGAUACAAAAAGUAAAGAAGUGAUGACUUUACAGCCUCUCCUCACUUAGCAAUGUACUCGUUUACUGAUGCCUCAGACUUACGAUGGGCUCUCUGACCAGUGUUCAUACCUAAAGAAUGUAUGUUAGAGCCGAUUUCCUCUAUUCAAUAUACAAUACACUACUGUAUAAACAUUUAAAAAUAUACCAGAAAUGUUAUAAAUGGUGCAAAGGUGACAUUAAAACAAUAUCAAAGAUGGUUGACACAAAUUCACUACCAUUAUAGUAUACUCCUCACUUAGUGAUGAAUUCGUUUAACGAUGUGAUCUUAGGAACGGAACUCCAGUGUUAAGUGAGGAGAGGUUGUAUAUACAAUGGUCAUUGUGUUUGAAGAAAACUGUACAGGAUUUCAGAUGCACAUAAGUGCAUCCAGCAUGAGCAAUACAAAACGGGCAAAGCUCAUCUGCUGACCAGAAGAAUUACGGGUCCAGCAUCCUGCGUUAUAACUCAUGUAUUUGAAGUCUACUAGAAAUCAUGGAAGCUCAUACAGAAGAGAAACCAUAUAAAUGUUCAACCUGCCUGAAAAGCUUUUCACAGCGUUCAACCCAAGUACAACACAUGAGAGUUCAUACUAAUGAGAAGCCAUAUCAGUGUUCAGUGUGUUUGAAGAACUUUGCAAAGAAUUCAACUCUAGUUGAGCACAUGAGAAUUCAUACAAAGGAGAAACCUUAUCAAUGUACAGUAUGUUUAAAAAACUUUUCACGGCAGUGGCAUGUGUUACAACAUAUGAGCACUCAUACAGGAGAAAAGCCAUUUCAGUGUUCAGAGUGUGUGAAGGGCUUUUCACGGCGCUCAUAUCUAGAACUACACAUGAGAGUUCAUACAAGAGAGAAACCAUAUCAAUGUGCAGUAUGUGUAAAGUACUUUGCCAGUAAAUCAGAAAUUGUAAGACAUAUGAGAAUUCAUACAGGUGAGAAGCCUUACCAGUGUUCACAGUGUGAUAAAGAUUUUGUUACUAAAUCUGCUCUAGCAGUACAUGUGAGAGUUCAUACAAAAGAGAAACCAUAUCAGUGUUCCACAUGUUUAAAAGACUUUGCGCAGUAUUCACAACUUCAACGGCAUGUGAGAGUUCAUACAAAAGAGAAACCUUAUCAGUGCUCAAUGUGUUUAAAGCACUUUUCUAGUAGUUCAAGUCUAAUGAUACAUAAGAGAGCUCAUACAGGAGAGAGACCCUAUAGGUGUUCAGUGUGUUUAAAGGGCUUUGUACAACAUUCACAAAUGAAACAACAUUUGAGAGUCCAUACAAAAGAAAGACUCCAUCAGUGUACAGAAUGUCUAAAACAUUUUUCCUGCAAAUCAGGUUUGGUAAUGCACAUGAGGAUUCACACCGGUGAGAAGCCAUAUCAGUGUCCAGAGUGUAUGAGAGACUUUUCAUGGAAGUCAUGUCUUGCACAACAUAGAAAAACUCACACAGGAGAGAAGCCAUACAAAUGUUCAGACUGUCUAAAAGCCUUUUCAAGAAAAUCAGCUCUAAUAACACAUACUCAAGUUCAUACAGGACAGAAACCAUAUCAUUGUUCAAAGUGUGAGAAAAAGUUCUCACAAAAUUCAUAUUUAUUAAAGCACAUGAGAGUUCAUAUAAGAGAAAGCACAUGAUUAUUCACAAUGUUUAAAAGAGUUUUAUAAUAAAGUUAUACAAUAAACCUCUCUCGUAAUGCACUGAAUAUGUUCCUUGAAAACUGCGCCAAGUACAAAAUAGGGUUUUGUGAAGUGAAAAGCAUAGAAAAAUUGGCUUAUACUCAGACACAUUCAGAUUUGAAUGUCAGAUUUCUUUUUACUGUUCUACUAGGCAUAAAUGGUUACAGGAUAAUAUUCCUCACAUUACGUUAGUUGUUACUUGAAGCAUUUGAAGAGUGUAGGAAGAAUUAAUAUUGGCUUACUUCACUAAGUUGGAUGUAACAAGAUUUACCAGCUG